This is a messenger RNA of Prosopis cineraria, 1829 nucleotides long. RefSeq lists its product as uncharacterized. The transcript is spliced from 14 exons. Bases 188 to 1378 code for a protein of 396 amino acids. Lineage: Eukaryota; Viridiplantae; Streptophyta; Magnoliopsida; Fabales; Fabaceae. The record is from RefSeq and is a predicted model, not a curated record. Gene Ontology annotation, cellular component: nucleolus; nucleus.
AAAAAGAACAACCAGUAUCCGUUCGAGGCUGAGCGUUCAAGGCCUGCUCUGCUAGGCUGCUACUUCACGAAGCUCAAGUUUUUACGUCGUCUUCAAAGCGGUUGUCUGCUUCUUUGUUGCUGGGUACGCGGCCUCGCUUCUUAAGCUAACUCCACAGUUUUCUUUCAGCCUUUCAAUCAGGUGUAGGAUGGGGUUAUCUGCCAAGAGAUCUAGAAAAGCACCAAACAGUGACCUUGAUUCGGAUGACUACAGUGAUAUGGAGAGUGAACGGGUGGAGUCUGAUGCAGAGGAUUAUGAUGAUGAUGAGAUGGAGGAUGAAGAUGACAAGGAGGGAACCUAUGAUGAGGAAGAUGGUAUGGUAGAGGAAGAUAAAUGGAAUAAUGACGAGAUGGAACAGCUUGAGAAAGAGUAUAGGGAACUCCAUCAACAGGAGCAAGAUACUUUACAGAAUUUGAAGCGUCAUAAAGAUGAAGAUCUUCUUAAAGGUCAAGCUGUGAAAAACCAGAAGGCACUUUGGUACAAGAUCCUUGAGCUUAGAGUCUUACUUCAGAAGCCAUACUCAAGUUCAAAUAGGUUACCCCAGGAACCAGUCAGGUCUUCGUUACAUGGUUCUGAUGAGAGCGUUAGUGCAGCAUAUUCAGAUCUUGUGACUUCCUCCAAGGAGACUUUAGAUUCUAUAUUGGAACUGCAAGAGGCUCUGCUUGCCCAGAAUCCAUCUAUUGCCCAAGCCACAGAUGGUUCAGAAAGGUCAUCAAAACAUUUAAACGUUUCUAAGGAUUUGGAUGGCAAUUUUGAUGACGAGUGGUCACAGAUUUCUCAGAUGCAAAAGAGAGUAGCACCUUUCAGAGACAGGUCAAUCAACAAAUGGCAGAGGAUGACACAAGUGACAACUGGUGCUGCUGCCUUUAAAGGCAAAUUACAGGCUUUUAAUCAGGAUAUAAGUGACCAAGUUGCUACUUAUAUGAGGGAUCCCAGCAGAAUGAUCAAGCAAAUGCGGCUGAGAAGAUCUGCUGUUAGUAUAUUUGGAAAUAUUGUGGAGGCCAAUGAUAACUCUAAGGAAGAGGAAACUCAUACUGAUGGUGAUCCCGAACUUCUGGAUGACUCUGAAUUUUAUCAGCAAUUACUAAAAGAGUUUUUUGAGACAGUUGAUCCUACAUCAUCUGAGAAAGCAGUUUAUGCUCUGAAGAAGACACAACAAAAGAAAAGAAAAAUUGUCGAUCGUCGGGCCUCAAAAAGUCGCAAGAUAAGGUAUAAUGUUCAUGAAAAUAUUGUGAACUUUAUGGCCCCCGAGUCCAUGAAUCUUCCAACUAUGGUUCCUAAACUUUUUGGAGAUUUGUUCGGAUUAAAGUCACGAAGAUCAUCUGCUGGUGCAGCAUAAUCUUGCUUGGGGAACAGAUACAUGAUAUCAAGUUUUGUGCAGUAACUGGUCACAACCUAGUUUUACUCAUUCGGCCAACAACAUAUUGUUUAUUGAGGAAUUUUGUUUCUCUCCUCGGAAGGCAACAAUUUAGUGUAGCAACAGGAGGUUUCAGUUUCAAUUCUUCUGUGUUUUUAUGUUCUAAUCGUUGGCAGCAUGUGUCCGUAAGCAAUCUAUGUCCUGCUAAACCAUAAUUAGCCGUUACAUUCAUACUGAAUUUUAAUUCCACAUAGUUAGAUGAUGAUGUAACUUGUUAAAGAUGCAUACAUGAUGGUGGUUUCACAUGUCAAAUCUCCCACUUUUUUUCCCUCUUCACUUAGAUGGUUCAAGGCUUGGAAAAAGACAUAAUCUCUUAUAACAUGUACUUGAUAAUUAUGAAUGACAAUCUGGCAUUCCUUUGUCCUUGUAGAAA